UACUUGUAGCUAGAGGAAGGUGUAAUUCUAUAAAUAGCUGAAUCACUUAAUUAGCUUGCACCACUAAAUAUCAAAAUCUUAUAGCUUUCUCAAACAAUUGUCAUAUGGCGGAAAAAACAAAUGGAGUUGCAAGAAUCCAUGAAGGAGACCAAGUUGAGUCUCAAGCUCAAGAGGAUAUAUGGAACUGCAUCCUUGGUUUCACUGAAAUGGCUGUAGCAAAAUGUGCUAUUGAAUUGGGGAUUUCUGAUUUCUUGGAAACCCAUCAAGAACCCAUCACCUUAAACCAAUUGUCCUCUGCACUUGGCUGCUCUUCUUCUUCCCUACAUCGGAUCAUGAGGUUCUUGAUUAAUAGGGGGAUAUUCAAAGAGGUAUCCAUUGGACAUGGCGAAAUGGGCUAUGUCCAAACACCGGUUUCUCGUCUGCUCAUGAGAAACGGAGGAAAUAGCAUGGCUGCUCUUGUCCUACUUGAAAGUAGCCCGGUCAUGCUUGCGCCAUGGCAUUAUCUCAGUGCCCGCGUUUUGGCAAAGGAAAAUACAGCAGCAUUUAGUGCAGCUCAUGGAAAGGACGUUUGGGAGUACGCCAAAAUCAAUCCAGAGCAUAGCAAGCUGAUAAACGACGCCCUGGCCUGCCAUGCACGGGUGACACUGCCUGCCAUUAUCGAUAAUUGUGCGGAGAUAUUCAAAGGGAUAGAGUCAUUGGUGGAUGUUGGGGGAGGUAAUGGUACAACUCUUGGUAUGUUGGUGAAGGCAUUUCCAUGGAUUAGUGGGAUUAACUUUGAUCUUCAUCAUGUUGUGUCUGUUGCUCCUCAUUGUCAUGGUGUUGUACAUGUUGAAGGGGAUAUGUUUAAUUCUGUUCCUAAUGCUCAUGCUGCUUUCCUCAUGAUGGUCUUACAUGACUGGGGUGAUGAGGAAUGCAUUCAAAUCUUGAAAAACUGCAUAAAGAUUAUUCCAAAAGACACAGGAAAAGUGAUAAUUGUUGAGGCAGUUCUUGAGGAGAAAAGAGGCAAUGACAAAAGUAUCAAGGAUGUUGGUUUUAUGCUAGAUAUGAUGCUGAUGGCUCACACAGCUAAUGGAAAGGAAAGAACUGCAAAAGAAUGGGCUCAUAUUUUUACUGCUGCCGGAUUCAGUAGGCACUCUAUUGUGGACCUUCCUGCUAUUGCAUCUGUUAUUGUGGCUUAUCCUUGAGUUGAAUCUUCUCUUAUAAUUUGUUUCUUGUUAUUUUGGGUUUGUUUGUUCUGUGUUUUUUUUUUUUUUUGAGUAUUUUUGGAUUAAUAUGGGAUAAUUUAUUUCGUAUUUUGAUUAUUGUUGUGUGUUAUGUCCCAUUGCUUGUUUAAUGUAAUUAUUUGAUUUUU
Molecule: messenger RNA, 1351 nt
Organism: Lycium barbarum (goji berry)
Lineage: Eukaryota; Viridiplantae; Streptophyta; Magnoliopsida; Solanales; Solanaceae
Product: acetylserotonin O-methyltransferase-like
Exons: 3
Coding region: 105-1184 (359 amino acids)
Biological process (GO): methylation
Molecular function (GO): S-adenosylmethionine-dependent methyltransferase activity; O-methyltransferase activity; protein dimerization activity
Source: RefSeq, a predicted model, not a curated record